UAUCUGGCGAGGCACAACGACUCUUCUUCAGUGGCGCCAUUCUACGAGUCCAAUAUUAAGAUGGAGCAUCUCGGAUUCACUGUUGACGACCUCGGUUGUUGUCGCGUACUACGUCAUCCACUUUGGGGUCAUCGAGCUUUCACCGGAAUUAUCCUUACUGAUGCACCUCAAGAUCACCCAAUUUUGACUUCUAUGUUAACCACCCCAGUAGUAGCUUCUUCCCUUACGCCAAUGGCCAUCUAA
This is a messenger RNA of Protopolystoma xenopodis, 243 nucleotides long. NCBI's taxonomy places the organism in Eukaryota, Metazoa, Platyhelminthes, Monogenea, Polystomatidea, Polystomatidae. The record is from the annotation of a GenBank genome assembly.